This is a messenger RNA of Vigna radiata var. radiata (mung bean), 3651 nucleotides long. Its product is annotated as putative disease resistance RPP13-like protein 1. The coding region runs from base 138 to 3575 and encodes 1145 amino acids. The transcript has a single exon. The record is from RefSeq and is a predicted model, not a curated record. Gene Ontology annotation, biological process: defense response to other organism. Gene Ontology annotation, molecular function: ADP binding; protein binding. Lineage: Eukaryota; Viridiplantae; Streptophyta; Magnoliopsida; Fabales; Fabaceae.
AUCAUUCUGGAGGCUGAGAAAAUUUGCCAUCAAAAGAAUUAAAGUCAAAUCUUCUUUGUAAAAUAGCCAAAAACUCAUUUCAUCGAUAUAGCAUUCCUGCACUGUACUACACACUUCGUUUUACUCCAUUUCCAACCAUGGCAGCAGAACUUGUUGGUGGUGCUCUUCUUUCGGCUUUUCUGCAGGCUGCUUUCGACAAGAUGGCUUCACCUCAAUUUGUAGACUUCUUUCGUAGAAGAAAAUUUGAUGAGAAGCUGCUCGCAAAUUUGAACAUCAUGCUUCACUCCAUCAAUUCUCUCGCUGAUGAUGCAGAGCAGAAGCAGUUCAGAGAUCCACACGUGAAAGCAUGGCUUUUUGCUGUCAAAGAGGCCGUGUUUGAUGCAGAGGAUCUUUUGGAUGAAAUCAACUAUGAACUCACCAGAUGCCAAAUGGAAGCUGAAUCUCAAUCUCAAUCCAUCACUUACAAGGUAUCAAACUUCUUCAAUUCCACUUUCAGUUCAUUUAACAAGAAAACUGACUCAGGGUUGAAAGAAGUCCUUGAAAAAUUAGAAUAUCUUUCAAGGCAAAAGGGUGCUCUUGGUUUGAAAGAGUGUACGUAUUCUAGUGUUGGAUCUCGUGGUAAUAUCUCACAGAAAUUGCCAUCAACUUCGUUGGUGGUUGAAAGUGUUAUUUAUGGAAGAGAUGCUGACAAAGAAAUUAUCUUUAAUUGGCUCACUUCCGAAACCAAAAAUCACCAUAACCACCCAUCGAUACUUUCAAUAGUAGGCAUGGGUGGAUUGGGUAAGACCACACUCGUCCAACAUGUAUACAACGACCCAAAGAUAGACACUGCUAAAUUUGAUAUAAAAGUUUGGGUUUGUGUUUCAGAUCAUUUUGAUGUUUUGACAGUCACAAAAACAAUUCUUGAGGCAAUCGAUAAUAAAAAAGAUGAUAGUGGAAACCUAGAAAUGGUUCACAAAAAACUAAAAGAAAAAUUGUCAGGAAGGAAAUUUCUUCUUAUUUUGGAUGAUGUUUGGAAUGAAAAACGAGAAGAAUGGGAAGCUGUGCGAACUCCUCUUAGCUAUGGGGCUCCAGGAAGUAGAGUUAUUGUCACAACACGUGCUGAGAGAGUUGCUUCUAACAUGAGGUCUGAAGUGCAUCGUCUAAAGCAAUUACAAGAGGAUGAAUGCUGGAAAGUUUUCAUAAAACAUGCACUAAAAGAUGAUGAUCUUAAAUUGAACGAUGACCAAAAGGAGAUUGGAAGAAGGAUAGUUGAGAAAUGCAAAGGAUUACCUCUGGCUUUGAAAACAAUUGGAAGUCUUUUGCACACAAAGUCAUCCAUUUCGGAUUGGAAAAGUGUAUUGGCAAGUGACAUAUGGGACUUACCAAAAGAAGACAGUGAAAUAAUCCCUGCACUAUAUUUGAGCUAUCACUACCUUCCUUCUCAUCUUAAAAGGUGUUUUUCUUAUUGUGCCAUAUUUCCCAAAGAUUACGAGUUUGUGAAGAAGGAGUUAAUUUUUUUAUGGAUGGCAGAAAACAUUUUACAGUGCCCUCAACAGAUUAGACAUCCAGUAGAAGUUGGUGAAGAGUAUUUCAAUGAUCUAUUGUCAAGGUCUUUCUUUCAACAAUCAAGGUCCAAAAGGCAUUUCAUCAUACACGAUCUUCUGAAUGAUUUGGCAAAAUAUGUUUGUGCAGAUUUCUGUUUUAGGUUGAAAUUUGAUAAAGGAAAAUGUAUACCUAAAGCAACUCGUCAUUUCUCAUUUGCAUUUGAUGACGUCAAAUAUUUUGAUGGUUUUGGUAGUUUAACUGAGGCUAAGAGACUGCGUUCGUUUAUUCCAUUAACAAAAUUUGGGAAAGGUUAUUACCUUGAUUAUAGUUGGAAAUUCAAGAUUUCGAUACAUGAUUUGUGCUCCAAGAUGAAGUUUUUACGUGUCCUAUCUUUCAAUUGUUGCUCGGAUCUUAGAGAGGUCCCAGAUUCAGUUGGCGAUCUUAAACAUCUUCGCUCGUUAGAUCUUUCGAGCACUGAGAUACAAAAACUGCCCGACUCAACAUGUUUGCUCUUUAACUUACAAAUACUUAAGUUGAACUAUUGUUUAAAUAUAGUGGAGUUACCCUCAAAUUUGUAUAAACUUACCAACUUGUGUUGUCUUGAAUUUAAAAGAACAAGAGUAACAAAGAUGCCAAUGCAUUUUGGAGAAUUGAAGAAUCUUCAAGUACUGAAUACCUUUAUUGUAGAUAAAAAUAGUGAGUUCAGUACUAAGCAGCUAGGAAGACUCGAUCUUCAUGGAAGGCUAUCAAUAAAGGAGUUGCAGAAUAUCAAGAAUUCAUCGGAUGCAUUAGUAAUGGAUUUGAAAAAUAAAAGGCACCUUGUGACACUGAAGUUCAAAUGGAAUAAGAACCACAUCCUUGAUGAUCCAAGGAAAGAAAAGAAAGUAUUUGAGAAUCUACAACCUUCCAAACAAUUGGAGACUUUAGGAAUCAACAACUAUGGUGGUACAGAAUUUCCAAACUGGGUGUUUGAUAAUUCAUUAUCUAAUUUGGUGUUCUUACAGUUGAAGGACUGUAAAUAUUGCUUAUGUUUGCCUCCCCUUGGACUUUUGUCAUCUCUCAAGACCCUAAAAAUUAUAGGCCUCGAUGGAAUAGUGAGCAUUGGUAAUGAGUUCUAUGGGAGCGAAUCCUCUUCAUUUAAGUCCUUGGAAAGAUUGGAAUUCUACAACAUGAAAGAAUGGGAAGAAUGGGAUUGUAAAACUGAUUCUUUUCCGCGACUUCAAACUCUAUCUAUGAAUGAAUGUCCCAAGAUGAAAGGCCUGUCAGAACAACUUCUUCAUUUGAAGAAACUAAUUAUUCGUUCCUGUGAAAUACUUGUCAUUAACGAACACUACAUGGAUCCAUCGACUCUUAAAAUCUUGAGAAUUUAUUCGUGUCCACUUACAAAUGUUCCCAUUACCCUUUACAACUUCCUUGAAGAAAUGGAGAUUAAUGGAGGUUGUGACUUUCUUACAACCUUUCCACUUGAUUUGUUUCCAAAGCUCUGUUCACUUAAAUUGGUUAGGUGCCGAAACCUACAAAGAAUUUCACAAGAGCAUACUCAUAAUCAUCUCAAGUAUCUCAUAAUUGAGAAGUGCCCUCAAUUUGAAUCGUUUCCCAGCAUAGGAUUAUCUGCACCGUGGCUACAAACAAUUGAAAUUCAAGGAGCGGAAAAUUUGAAGUUAUUGCCGAGACACAUGCAAAUCCUGCUUCCGUCUCUUACCGACCUGCAUAUAAUUGAUUGUCCACAGGUGGAAAUGUUCCCAGAUGGAGGUUUGCCAUCAAAUGUGAAAUAUGUGUCUCUUUCAAGUUUCAAACUCAUAGCUUCUCUGAGAGAGAGCUUGAAUGCCAACACAUGUCUUGAAAGGUUGUGUAUUACAAAUGGGGAUAUGGAAUUUUUUCCCGGUGAAGUUUUGCUACCUCACUCCCUCACCUCUCUACAAAUCUCUUGCUGCCCAAAUCUUAAAAAGAUAGACUAUAAGGGUCUUCCCAAAUCCAUCUCCACUCUUAAUAUUUGGGAUUGUCCAUUGCUUCAACAAUGUUGUCAAAAUUCAGAAGACAAAGACUGAGGAAAGAUUGCUCACAUUGAAAAUCUAACAAUUUGGUAAUAAGAUGAAGUAGAUGUGAACAAGUGCCAUUUGUGAA